Molecule: messenger RNA, 1401 nt
Organism: Hylaeus volcanicus
Lineage: Eukaryota; Metazoa; Arthropoda; Insecta; Hymenoptera; Colletidae
Gene: sds22
Product: protein phosphatase 1 regulatory subunit 7
Exons: 5
Coding region: 433-1377 (314 amino acids)
Molecular function (GO): protein binding
Source: RefSeq, a predicted model, not a curated record
AUACAAAAUUCUUAUCGUACGAUAAGAACUUUUUAUAUUAAUAUUGUUAUUAACAUAAAAUUGUUUACUUUUUGCGGAAAGCGACAAAAUAUAAACAAACUUUCCAUAGUAUCCUAAAGUUUCUAGAUGGAAAAACUUGGGAAAGAUUUUACGUGGACUACCCUUUAUCGUAAAACUAAAGUUGCAUGGAGUAUAUAACUUAUUGUUAAUUGAUAUUACGAAAUAUAAUUAUUCACAUAUAUGCAGGACAUUGUAAAACUUACCGCAGUGCGAAGUUUAGAUAAUUGGAAACUGUUUGUACCACUAGUGCAGUGGUUUCUACUAGAUUUUACAUUCUAUUUGUAAGAGUCAAUAAAAUCAAAAUUUUGUAUAGUCUUUAGUUGGAACCUUUAAUUAGAUUUUCAGAAUCAUUGUUAAUCGCAUUGAGUAAUAAUGGCACACAAUGAAAAUAAUAAACACGAAGGUUCGAUUGACGUCGAGGAGAAAAACGAAAAUGAUGAAAACGAAGAUUUGAUCAUAGAUCCUGAUAGUGAAGAGCUAGAUUUCCAUCAUUCAAGAAUAACGAAAUUAGAAAACUUAGAACCAUUGAGGAAAAUACGUAAAUUAUGUUUUACAUGGAACUUGAUCAAGAAAAUUGAGAAUCUUGAUACCCUUACAACUUUGGUUGAAUUAGAAUUAAGGGAUAAUCAGAUUGUUACCAUAGAAAAUUUAAAUGCCCUUGUAAAUUUGGAAGUUUUAGAUAUAUCUUUUAAUCGUAUUAAAAAGAUAGAAGGAUUAGAAAAUUUAAUGAAUCUGCAAAAGUUGAUCCUGUCGUCGAAUAAAAUUCAGUGCAUUGAAAAUAUAUCGCAUCUGAAGAAUCUUACAACUCUCGAGUUAGGUGACAAUAAAAUACGAGAGAUCGUCAAUCUUGAAGGUCUUGAGAAUCUAACAUAUCUGUUCCUUGGUAAAAAUAAAAUUACAAAGAUUGAAAACUUAGGAUGUUUACAAAAUCUCCAGUUAUUAAGUUUACAAAGUAAUCGCAUUACAAAAAUAGAAAAUUUAGAAGAAUUACAGAAACUGGAUCAGUUGUAUCUAUCUGAAAAUGGGAUAAUGAGCAUAGAAGGGCUAACAAACUGUCCAAGACUAACUACACUGGAUUUGGCUAACAACAAAAUCAAAAAAAUUCAAAAUAUUGAUCAUCUUGAGGAUUUAGAAGACUUUUGGAUAAAUAAUAACAUGAUUGAAGAUUGGGGAACUAUAGAAAAUUUAACAGCCAAUAAAAAAUUACAAACUGUUUACUUAGAACAUAAUCCUGUUGCCACAGAUCUAAAUUAUAGAACAAAAAUAAAAUUGUUGUUGCCAUGGCUUGUUCGAUUAGAUGCAACACUUUGCAGAUGAAUUAUACAAUACUCCAAAUUAGAU